CGUCUUCGCAACCACCCCUACCCUCUGCAAGGUAUAUGAGAUAGACCUGACCUAAUACAACUACAUCUGACCUAGGACAAUCGACGCUUCGAAUCAGUCAAUCAAUCAAUCAAUCAAUGAAAUAGCCUGCCUUGUCAGCUCGCCUAUUCCGGGAAUUCCCUUGGUUGACGUAUCGGAGAACGCUUAUUAGUCUACCCCGUAAAAGGGGACUAAAACCUCCUUUCACGAGACUUAUAAGACGUGAGGAUUGAUGGCCGAUUCUCUUUGACUACACCGCAAAAUGCUACUAUUGGUCCAUUUUAGCUCCGGGAACUCCGCAAAGGGGACCACAUGGCCGCUUCGAUCUGAGCAGCUACGAAGAUCACAUAUGAGUGGUAUCGACUCCGGCCGCAACUCGGGCGAGACCCUGCAUCACCCUAGCUAAGCGUCUUAUGUAUUAUUAAUUAACAAAGCCGCCGUCUAAGCCCAACAUAGACAGAGGCCGGGGCUCCCAACAAUAGAGAUCGCCAAGGAUAACUAGAUCCCCAUGUUCCUCUACUACCUCUACCUGUCAAGUAUGUAGUUGCCCAGUCGGGGACUAUGGAGUAUACCCCACAACCCCACGAGCUUCUCCAAUUCCCGGGGGCUAAUUAUUAUCCCUCUCCUUCUCAACUCACUUCCCAACGUUGCGUAGAAGGUUGCCGGCGGUAAUCAUGGAAUAUGCACCAGUCGCCAUGUCUUCUACGGCCGUCGAGACAGUUGAGCCCAAACCGAAGGCGGCGGCAAAGAUGCGAAAGCGAGCACCUAAAGCCUGUUUAUCAUGUAGGAGUCGUAAAGUGAGAUGUGACGUUUCACAGCGCGGGCGUCCGUGCAUGAACUGUUAUCUCGACAACGAAACUUGCGUCGUGACCGGGCGAGCGUCGAGAUUUAGAAGAGGCCAGAAAGGUGAAAAUGACAAUUCCCAAUCGUCAUAUCCCCCUUACCCGGCGGAGGAGUGUGCGCAUGGUCGGACCUCAGAGGAUGUGGUGAAUUCGCGAGCCAAUGGACAAUUACCUUCACUCGGAGUAGAUGGAGAGAACAUUGCUGCGCAACAAGAUGCACCCAAUUCGAUAAACCGUACUGAAAACCAGGCGACGCCGGACGUCGAAGCAGAAGGAUGGAUUAGCUCGGAAGCACCGCAACAAGCGACGCAGAGUGGAUUAAAUGAGCAACAUAGCAACAAAAUCCCAAGCCCUGUUCCUCUAAUCCAAGAAUCCACGGUUUUACCGUUGAAUACCUUCAACUCUUUUAUGACUCCGGAUAUACCCCUUUGGGUUGGAGAUCAGCGCAUCGCAGUCAACGCUGAUAUCACGUAUUCUUACUAUCCGUUCAUAAGCAUAGGGAACCUUCAUAAUAUCAUGCCUCAAGAUGUCAACUACCUAGAGUCGCAAGGUUGUCUUCGAGUUCCCACAAGAGCGAUUCUCGACGAGUUUGUUCAACAGUACUUCUUACACAUCCAUCCUAUAAUGCCGAUCCUCAACGAGGGGGACUUUUGGGACAUGUAUUGUAAUCAAACUUCCUCGGAGUCGGGCGACAAGAUAACACUCGUCUUUUUCCAAGCGCUCUUAUUCGCAUCUUGUAAUUUCGUUUCAAAAAGUAGUAUCAAAGCUCUUGGAUUUCCCAGCAUUCGCACCGCAAGAGCUACUUUCUAUAGGCGUACCAAGCUCUUAUUCGACUUUGACACCGAAACAUCGUUGGUUGAUCUGGCACAAACGGCCCUGCUUCUCUCCUUCUGGGCUACGAAUUGGUCCCUCGCUUCCAAGAAGCUGAACAGCACGUGGCUUGGCAUCGCCAUACAGAACGCGAAGAGUUCCGACGCCCACUUAUACGCAGUGAAGCCAAAUGUCUCUGCUUUAACCGACCCAGUGCAGCACAAGAAGCAGAACAUAUUGAAACGCCUAUGGUGGUGUUGCAUCAUCCGCGAUCGCAUAUUAGCCCUCGGUGUACGGAGGAGUCUACAAAUAUCCCGGGCGCAUUUCGAUAUCGAUGGCAACACCGGUCUCGGAUACAUCGACUUUGCCGACGAGGUUGACCGGUCUAAGGUCUACAAUCCGGAAACCAAGAGGUGCCUCGUCGAGAUAUUCGUCCAGCUUGGAGAGCUCUGUUCGGUCUUGACCGAUCUCGUAACUUUGGUGUUCCCUCUUGACGACGUACCUGGAUGGGAUAGAGAAUUAGGCGCAGAAGGGGCAGUCAAAUUGAAAGAGUGCAAAGCUGCGUUAAGACGAUGGUAUAAGAGCGCAACCCUCCGGUUCCCAAUGUUUGGUGGCGGGACUACACCAAGGAUGACGACUGCGAAUAACAAGCAUUACCAACAUGACUCUGUGAUCCUGUAUACAAAUUUGAUGUACAUGCAUUACCAUUCCGCCAGAGCAGCUCUCUGCCACCACGAAGUCUUGCAGUUAGCUGUAGCUUGCACUUCGCCCAACCUUAGCAAUAACCUCCGGGAGUUUUCGAAUAUUUACGAGAAUAGACACGAACUCCAAGAUGCAGCGUGUAGUGUGACGGAAUGUCUAAAGGAGCUUAUCCAAUUGCGCCUUGCCCGUUGGUUGCCAAUCAGCGCCGUCGCGUGUACCGCAUUACCUCUGGUCCUUCAUAUUAUCGACGUCAAACUAUCUUCACAAAAUAGGAAUAAGACCGGCAUAGCAGAUUCAGAUCCGCAGAUGGCUGCGAAGCAACAUCGUCUUAACAUUCUCAUCGAAGCAAUGAAGACAUAUCAACCUCAAUACGACGGCGUGGACUAUAUCAGCGAAACCAUCCGACAUAUUAUCAACUUAGCUCAAUUAGAUGCCCCUGCUAGUACCGGAUGGUGUUUCUCGGGCCUCUCUACAGAUGGCAAGCAACCAGCGCCAGCGGACUGGACUGAUAUACUGGCCUCCCAACCAGGCUACUAUCUACGAUUAGCCAUGACAAUGGAUUUAUGUUUUAGCAAGGGCCGGCUAGCAGAAGAAUCGGACUUCCCAGAAAACCUACGAGGGCUAUUUUCAGCAGAUUUUAGCUCGAUCAGGGCUCUCGUCGCAAGUGGGAGGUCAGUCUCUGGGGCGACGUCAGCGGCGCAGAACCAAGGGACGAACUAUUUCGCGCCGAACCCGGCUGUAAACUUAACGCCGGGCACGGUACACUCACUCUCGUCGGACGAGGAAUCUAAUUCGCCCAAUUCCCUCGAUGGCAAUGGUAACAACGCCUCCGACUCACAUCUCGACGGGCACCAUGCCGCACUAAACCCCGCUGACAUCGAUAUGUCCGGGGUGUUCGGCAAUACGCUAAACAUAGACCAUCUCGCUAGCGAAGUCCUUGCCGCGUACGGGCUAAACGCGGAGACAGGCGGUGGUCUAGGGGAAGACGAUUGGAUCGAGAGGGCGUGGAGCGAUGAGGAGAUGAAAGACGCAGGCACUGCGGCGCAAGGCCAAGAUCAUGGCGGUGCGGAUAAGGAAACGGCUCGAGUUCUGCUUGAUGCUCUACGGGAUGAUAGCAUAACCUGCGCUGUAUGAAAAUAUUCUUUCGGUUGGGUUUUAUGUCGGUUGCAUGCGUAGGCGUUACGGUCUGGAAAUCAGUUAGGACAAGACAAAUACUACUGGGCGUCGGAAUAUGGUAUAUAAAAGGUCUUACUUGGUGGCGUCCAGCCAUCCCGAGUGUAUUGCCCGGGUUCAUACGUUACUUACAUAGGUAUUUAGGUACAUUAUUUCUAGGUUUCAAUACCACGAUAUAUCUCAUUCG
Daldinia vernicosa is the source of this 3732-nucleotide messenger RNA. RefSeq names its product fungal-specific transcription factor domain-containing protein. The coding region runs from base 693 to 3506 and encodes 937 amino acids. Gene Ontology annotation, biological process: DNA-templated transcription; regulation of DNA-templated transcription. The record is from RefSeq and is a predicted model, not a curated record. Lineage: Eukaryota; Fungi; Ascomycota; Sordariomycetes; Xylariales; Hypoxylaceae. Gene Ontology annotation, molecular function: zinc ion binding; DNA-binding transcription factor activity, RNA polymerase II-specific; DNA binding. The transcript is spliced from 7 exons.